AUGUGGCCCACAGGCCUGGCUGGAGAAGGUGUCAGCGGUGCCAUCCGUUGGGGAACGAGGAGGUGGUGGUCUUGGCGCUGUUUUGGCACUCUGGAGAUCACGUCGCUGCGCUUCAGCAGAGGCAGUUUAGAGGGGAAACGAGAGCAAAAGAGCUACAAAGCGCUGCUUGAAGACCCGAUGCUGCGGUUCUCUGGCCUCUACCAGGAGAACUGCUCGGACCUCUACGUCACCUGUCAGGUGUUUGCUGAAGGAAAACCUCUCGCGCUGCCCGUCCGCACCUCGUAUAAAGCGUUCAGCACACGUUGGAACUGGAACGAGUGGCUGCGGCUGCCGGUCAAGUACCCAGACCUUCCCCAAAGUGCUCAGGUGGCUCUCACAGUUUGGGACAUCUAUGGGCCCGGCAGAGCUGUCCCCGUCGGGGGGACCACUGUCACCCUAUUUGGCAAAUAUGGUAUGUUCCGGCAAGGGAUGCACGACCUGAAGGUCUGGCCGGGCGUGGAGGGAGAUGGAGGAGAGCCCACCACCACACCAGGACGCACCAGCAGCAGCCUGACGGAGGACCAGAUGGGCAGACUUGCCAAGGGCCCUGACCUGGAGGUACUCAGUGAUCUGACGAAGGCCCACCGACAGGGCCACAUGGUGAAGGUCGACUGGCUGGACCGCCUGACCUUUAGAGAAAUUGAGAUGAUCAACGAGAGCGAGAAACGCAGCUCUAACUUCAUGUACCUCAUGGUGGAGUUUCCCCGUGUCAAAACAAAUGACAAGGAGUACAGUAUUGUCUAUUAUGAAAAGGACGGAGACGACGCAUCACCUGUUCUUACGAGCUGCGACAUCGUCAAAGUUCCUGACCCACAGAUGGGGAUGGAAAACCUGGUUGAGAGCAAACAUCACAAACUGGCUCGUAGCCUCCGCAGCGGGCCCUCAGAUCACGACCUGAAGCCCAACGCCGCCACACGAGACCAGCUGAACAUCAUCGUGAGUUACCCUCCGACCAAGCAGCUGAGCUCUGAGGAGCAGGACCUGGUUUGGAAGUUCAGAUACUACCUCACCACACAGGAGAAGGCUCUGACAAAGUUCCUCAAGUGUGUGAACUGGGAUCUGCCCCAGGAGGCCAAGCAGGCUCUGGAGCUGCUGGGGAAGUGGAGGCCGAUGGACGUGGAGGACUCCCUGGAGCUGCUGUCGUCCCAGUUCACCAACCCCACAGUCAGACGCUACGCUGUGGCGCGUCUGCAGCAGGCGGAUGAUGAGGACCUGCUGAUGUAUCUCCUGCAGCUGGUUCAGGCGCUGAAGUACGAGAACUUCAGUGAUAUUCAGGGAGGACUGGAGCCAGGCAGCAAGAGAGACAGCCAGGGACUUUCAGAUGACUCCGCACUGGACAGUUCCCAGAUCCUGUCGGGAACAUCUGGACCUUCAGCUGCCACGCAGAAAGGCAAGGAUGCAGCCGACAGCGAGAAUUUAGAGCAAGACUUGUGCACAUUUCUCAUCUCUCGUGCUUGCAAGAACUCCACACUUGCCAACUAUCUGUAUUGGUAUGUGAUUGUGGAGUGUGAGGAUCAGGACACGCAGCAGAGAGAUCCUAAAACCCACGAGAUGUACCUGAACGUCAUGAGGAGGUUCAGUCAGGCUCUGCUCAAGGGCGAUAAGAGCGUGAGGGUGAUGCGGUCGCUGUUGGCCGCCCAGCAGACGUUUGUAGACAGAUUGGUGCAGCUGAUGAAGGCCGUGCAAAGAGAAAGCGGGAAUCGCAAGAAGAAGACGGAGCGGCUGCAGGCUCUGCUGGCUGACAACGAGAAGGUGAAUCUUUCGGAGAUUGAGCCGAUUCCUCUUCCUCUGGAGCCUCAGAUCAGAAUCAGAGGCAUCGUCCCCGAGACAGCCACGCUCUUCAAGAGUGCUCUGAUGCCCGCCAAACUGAUCUUCAAGGCUGAGGACGGAGCCAUGUACCCGGUUAUCUUCAAACACGGAGACGACCUCAGACAGGAUCAGCUCAUCCUCCAGAUCAUCUCGCUCAUGGACAAACUGUUGAGGAAAGAGAAUUUGGACCUGAAGUUGACACCUUACAAAGUAUUAGCCACCAGCACCAAACACGGUUUUAUGCAGUUUGUUCAGUCGGUUCCUGUUGCUGAAGUUCUGGCUACUGAAGGCAACAUCCAGAGCUUCUUCAGGAAGCAUGCACCGAGUGAAAAAGGACCCUACGGCAUCAGCUCAGAGGUGAUGGACACCUACGUCAAGAGCUGUGCUGGUUACUGUGUCAUCACGUACAUCCUCGGAGUAGGAGACAGACACUUGGACAAUCUGCUACUGACAAAGACAGGGAAGCUCUUCCACAUCGACUUCGGCUACAUCCUGGGUCGGGACCCCAAACCGCUGCCUCCGCCCAUGAAGCUGAGCAAAGAGAUGGUGGAGGGGAUGGGAGGCAUGCAGAGCGAGCAGUACCAAGAGUUCAGGAAGCAGUGCUACACCGCCUUCCUGCACCUGCGAAGAUACUCCAACCUGAUCCUGAAUCUGUUCUCUCUUAUGGUGGACGCCAAUAUUCCCGACAUCGCCCUGGAGCCUGACAAGACGGUUAAGAAGGUGCAGGACAAGUUCAGAUUGGACCUGUCAGACGAGGAGGCAGUCCAUUACAUGCAGAGUCUGAUUGAUGAGAGCGUGGGCGCUCUGUUUGCUGCUGUGGUUGAACAGAUACACAAGUUUGCUCAGGGGCAACAGGCUGAGCAAAGCACUCCAGACGUCCCCUCUCCCCAGCGACGCUUUCCGGCUCCUCCUGGGGAUCCCGAGGCGUUCUCAGGCCAGACCAGAUAUGUAAUCCCUCCAGCGUGGUCUGGGUCCUCCACAGGGUCUCCAAACAGUUGGAUGUGCGUGGAACACCUGUACGGGUGGCGCCCGGGAGGCAUCCUGAUCACAUGCCCGAACCACCUCAACUGGCACCUUUCGACGCGAAGGAGCGGCGGCUCUACUCUGAGCUCCUCCUGGAUGUCCGAGCUCCUCACCCAAUCUGUAAGGCCGAGCCCGGCCACCCUCCGGAGGAAACUUAUUUCGGCUAACUGUAUCCGCGAUCUUAUUCUUUCAGGGCAGCACCCAGAGCUCAUGACCGCAGGUGAGGGAGUCAAGAAUCAGGAGUUUUGCCUUCUAACUCAGCUCCGUCUUCACCACGACAGUCCGAGCCAACCUGCACAUCACUGCGGACGCAAAAACCGCCUCACGCUCCAGCCGACUCUCACUGGGGAACAAGACCCCGAGAUAUUUGAACUCCUUCUCUUGGGGCAGCAACUCUGUCCCCACCCAGAGGGAGCCGUUUUUCAGCCUUCCUCAGAUUUGGAGGUGCUGACUCUCAUCUCGACCGUCUGUCUUACAACAGAUAAUCUAAACGAUCCGAACAGCAUGGAGCUGCUCGCUCCCGUUCACCUCAUCACCGCAACUCAACUACCUCCCCCAGGCAGGUUUGUGAGAGAGGAUUUACGUACAAAAAAGAUGGCGCCAAGUAUCCGGCAGAGCUGGAGGAAGGAGGACCUCGCAUCGCUCAGUCGACGACACGCCCGAGAGAAACAUUCAGGGAGGCGGCGUUGUGACGGACAAAACACAGACAAGAUCUGUGUGGACACCGGGAAGAGUCUCAGAGACUAUAAUGGACAAAGGUGGACUUGUGAGGAGAGUCGAGAUAUUUUUAGGAGACAGAAAUCUGAACGAAAAGGGUGA
Messenger RNA from Plectropomus leopardus (leopard coralgrouper), 3690 nucleotides. The record is from RefSeq and is a predicted model, not a curated record. NCBI's taxonomy places the organism in Eukaryota, Metazoa, Chordata, Actinopteri, Perciformes, Serranidae.